AUGGCUGACACGGGCUGGCCAGGCUGUGCGAAGAGUUUGAAAGGUGUUAUUUUGGACUUGUGUGGAGUUUUGUAUGACAGCGGGGAAGGCGACGGAGUUGCCAUUUCUGGCUCGGUGGAAGCUGUGAAGAGGUUGAAAGCAUCAGAUCUGCAGCUGCGCUUCUGCACCAAUGAGACUCAGGCGACCAGAGAGAAGUUUGUAGCCAAACUCAGACGAUUGGGUUUUGACAUUUCUGAGUCUGAGGUUUUCCCUCCUGCGCCUGCAGCCAUUGCUGUCCUGAAGGAGAGAGGUUUACGUCCCCACCUGCUGGUGCAUGAUGGACUUCGUCCAGAGUUUGACGGUGUUGACAAGACCAACCCGAACUGCGUGAUCAUUGGAGACGCAGCCGAACAUUUUUCUUACCAGAACCUGAAUGAGGCUUUCAGGGUCCUUAUAGGGCUGGAGAAACCAGUGCUGUUCUCUCUUGGACAAGGGAGGUAUUAUAAGGAGACGGAUGGGUUGAAAUUAGACGUUGGUGUUUACAUGAAGGCUCUUGAGUAUGCGUGUGAUUUAAAGGCUGAAGUAAUUGGGAAGCCAUCCCGGACUUUCUUCCAGAGUGUUCUGAACGACAUGGGACUCGAACCACAUGAGGUUCUGAUGAUCGGGGAUGAUCUCGUAAACGACGUGGGAGGAGCUCAAUGUUGUGGCAUGAAAGGUGUUCAAGUCAGGACUGGUAAAUACAGGCCGAGUGAUGAGAGGCACCCAGCAGUGACUGCUGAUGGCACCGCAGACGACGUCGCUCAGGCUGUGGAUCUCAUUCUUAGUCAGAGGGGGCAUUGAAUUAAAAAGACCCCGAGGACCCUCCUCCUGAUCCAA
Messenger RNA from Nematolebias whitei (Rio pearlfish), 855 nucleotides. RefSeq names its product phospholysine phosphohistidine inorganic pyrophosphate phosphatase. Gene Ontology annotation, molecular function: inorganic diphosphate phosphatase activity; phosphatase activity. Bases 1 to 819 code for a protein of 272 amino acids. Lineage: Eukaryota; Metazoa; Chordata; Actinopteri; Cyprinodontiformes; Rivulidae. The record is from RefSeq and is a predicted model, not a curated record. Gene Ontology annotation, cellular component: cytosol. Gene Ontology annotation, biological process: dephosphorylation. The transcript is spliced from 7 exons.